CAAAACCGACAAAGUCCGCAUCUACCCUCUUCGCCGCACUUUCUGUCUCACAUACUCACGCACGGUAACGAGUACUAUGUUCUACGCCCAAUGCCUACAAAUCCGACCCGAAUCUCUACCAAUUCUCCAUCAUGAUCUCGUCAUCGCCAUCAUCUUCGCCACUCUCCUCCGCCUAUAUAUUUCCUCGCCGUCGAUUGUCUUCUCCCUCUUUUCUUCCUCUCUCGUCUCCGCCGCCAAAACCGCCGCUGCCCUCAAAUUCCGGCGAGAUGAAGCCGGAUGUUGCAUCUAAUUCCGCCGUGUAUCUCCGGCGAGUAUUUACUGCGAUUGUUUUCCUAAGCGCUGUGGUUUUGUCCUGCUUUGUUCUCUAUAGAGCUACUGAUUCUGUUGGGUUGAAAAUGCCGAUGGUUUAUUACUACUACUAUGCCUCCGGGAACCCUGACUUACUCUCUGACGAUGUUUCCUCUGAUAAUUCUCGUCUGCCGGACAGCAAGGAGUUUAGGCUUGAAAAAGUGUUGAAUGAUGCUGCAAUGGAAGAUAAAACAGUAAUUCUAACUACUUUGAAUGAAGCGUGGGCUUCACCAAAUUCAAUUAUUGAUCUCUUUCUUGAGAGCUUCAGAUUUGGAGAACACACUCGGAAACUUCUUAAUCAUUUGGUGAUUAUUGCGUUGGAUAUGAAAGCAUUUUCUCGAUGUUUGGAUAUACAUACACAUUGCUUUGCCCUAGUUACUGAAGGAGUCAAUUUUUCAAGUGAGGCCUAUUUCAUGACUCCAGCGUACUUAAAGAUGAUGUGGAGUAGGAUUUUUUUCCUACAAUCUGUUCUGGAGUUGGGAUUUAACUUUGUUUUCACGGAUGCUGAUGUAAUGUGGUUUAGGGAUCCAUUUCCCCAUUUCUACUUCGAUGCAGAUUUUCAGAUUGCUUGUGAUCAUUUUUCAGGGAUAUCUGAUGGUGUUGAAAACAAACCUAAUGGUGGUUUCAAGUUUGUAAGGUCAAAUAAUCGAUCCAUAGAGUUCUACAAGUAUUGGUACUCAUCAAGAGAGAAAUUUCCUGGUUUACAUGAUCAGGAUGUACUUAACAUAAUAAAAAAUGGUACUUUUAUCCAAGAUAUUGGACUAAAAAUGAGAUUUUUGAGUACUGCAUACUUUGGUGGGUUUUGCGAACCUAGCCGAGAUUUAAAUGAAGUCUGUACCAUGCAUGCAAAUUGUUGCUUUGGGCUGGAUAGUAAACUUCACGAUCUCAGGAUAUUGCUUCAAGAUUGGAAAAGCUAUAUGUCUCUGCCACCUAGAUUUAAGGGAUCGCCUUUAGUAUCAUGGAGGGUUCCUCAGAAUUGCAGUCUGGAUGCACUCCUACACUUUGAUUUGCAAAGCGAGGAUGAGAAGCAGGAAAUGGACAAUAAUGGGAAGACUGACAAAAGAUUAUAAUAGAUAAUGUUUCACUAGCUUGGAUAUUUUAUGCAGCUUGAACUGAUUACCGAAAUUCAGAAAAAGUACAGCUCCAGUGCUUUCCAAUGCUGCCUUCUUGAAGCUAGGCUGUGAGGAGCCUCUGGCACAAGUUAGGCCCUGGAAUAAUCCUGAAGUUCCUCACCAGAAAUUCAUUUCUGUGCCUACAAACCUCGUCUUAAGCUGAUUCCUUUGCACGGAGAAAUUAGGCUGAGCAGUCUGUGGUGUCAGUUCGCUGCAUAGAGUAACUGUUCACCAACAAUAGUUUUUGUUGUAAAAAUGCAAUGAUUAGUUGUAUAUUUGGAUAGAUAUUACUGACCUUUGUAGUACACUUAGAACUAGUGGUAGAUCUUUCUGGAAGUAA
Molecule: messenger RNA, 1800 nt
Organism: Coffea eugenioides
Lineage: Eukaryota; Viridiplantae; Streptophyta; Magnoliopsida; Gentianales; Rubiaceae
Exons: 5
Coding region: 132-1418 (428 amino acids)
Source: RefSeq, a predicted model, not a curated record